Larimichthys crocea (large yellow croaker) is the source of this 2016-nucleotide messenger RNA. RefSeq names its product germ cell associated 1 (gene gsg1). NCBI's taxonomy places the organism in Eukaryota, Metazoa, Chordata, Actinopteri, Sciaenidae. The coding region runs from base 918 to 1997 and encodes 359 amino acids. The record is from RefSeq and is a predicted model, not a curated record. Gene Ontology annotation, cellular component: plasma membrane. The transcript is spliced from 5 exons.
AAUCCUGUUGAGUGCUUCAUGCUUUUACUGGCUGCAAAGUGCCAGAUAAGAGGAGAGGUGAAAGAAAGAAAUCAAAAUGAGUCUGGGAAUCAAAAAUGGAAACAGAUGGAACAAAGUCGUAUGUUUUGGAUUUAGAUGGAUGGAUUAAAGAAGAGGAGUGUGUGUGUUUGUGUGUGUGUGAUAUGCUCACCGUGUGUGUGAGUGUCUGACCGCUGGGGUUGGAUCAUAAAGACCGGCAGAGGUCAAAAUCCUCCAUCACUCUCUGCGUCUGAUGAAGAGUGAAAGGAAGUGCAGACGGCCGGAGGAAGCUGGGCCGGAUGUUUCCUUUCACUUUCCACACUUAACUCGAUGAAGGAGCUGAGGAACAGUACGAAGUAAGAGAGGCUGAAGUAGGUGAGUGCUUUCUUUUUUAUUUUUCUUCUGUUCAAAUUUAAUUCACUGCUUGACGUCAACUCCUCGGGGGUAUUGGUUCGAGCAUCUGUCUCCUGGAGAGCUUCCACAGUGACAGCAAUUUUCCCCUUCUGUUUUUCUCUUGAUUUAGCCGUCUGUCUUCCCACCAAUUACCAGUACAGUGCAGUUUUUCUGUCACAGUCUUUUUUAUUCUUUAAAUGUGAUUAGUCAUGUAAAAAAAAAAAAAAACGAUGGCUCCCCCGCACCUUCCCCUUCAAAACGCCUCACUAAUCAUCUCAGGCGAUUGGGCAGAGCUUGCCUCUCCUUGGAAACUAAUAACAUGCUGGUGAUAUUUUUAGUGACACGCAAGAGUGGAGUUGUACCUGAAGUCAGGAAGAUUAACUGGGAAACUGGAGGUACUCUCUUGUCAGAGAUUUAACGUGUGACCUUUUGUUUUCUGGGUGAAGCAUCCCAUUUUUCUCUGUUUGAACUCUCACCAUGCAUCUAUCUUCCCAGCCCCCCGUGCGAUGGCGUUCCUGCAGCUGAUGCGUUCCCCUCGCCUCUCCUUCAUCCAGACGGUCGUGUCUCUCUUGCUGGGCGGCGGGGCCAUCAUGUCCUCCUACUGGUGCGUGGGUAAACAGAAGGUGCCCAAGCCCCUUUGUUCGCCCACCAAGCACAGCAACUGCAUCCCGGUGCCCGGCGUCUCCAACUCCUCCAGCAUUCAGUUCUCGUGGGAGACGGGGGACGACCGCUUUGUCUUCCCCACCUUUCACACCGGCCUGUUCUUCACCUGUGAGGAGAACAUCUACACGGACGCAUGGGGUGAGAGAGACAGAUUAGAGGAGAAGUGUCGUGGGUUUUAUACUUUGACUCCGGGGGCUGAAAAAGCUAUGAUGUGGCUGUCACUAUCACUGGAGCUCAUGUAUAUCGGUCUGCUGUUGAUCAGCUGCACGCUGCUGUCUGUGCAGCUGUGUAUCAGAGCCUGGUUCCCGUCCACGCAACGCUGGGGCCAGCUGCUCAACGCUUUUGCUGCCGUCUUCACCGUCCUGGGGGGUUUGCUUGGGAUGGUGGGUCACAUGAUGUUCAUGCAGGUGUUUCAGAUGACGGUCUCGAUGGGACCAGAAGACUUCAAGCCUCACAGCUACGGUUACUCCUGGGCGUUCUACGUGGCCUGGGUUGCAUUUACUGUCUGCAUGUCAGCCGGCGUCUCCACUCUCAACAACUACACCAAGAAGGUCCUGAUGGUGGGACCCAGGCGCAACUCUGGCCUCAACACCUGCAGCUUUAACUUCCUGGGGCUCAUGCCACCCGCUCCUUAUUACACACCUGCAAACCCGGCCGUCACGCUGGCCUGUCCUCCGUCUCCUCCCCGGAUCUCCCACUUGUCGCCAUACUAUGAGCCCCCAUCGGCAAAGUUAGCGGCCUCCACUCCGAGGCUCACGCACUCCCACUCUCUACCUCUCCCCCACUCUGACUCCUUCCCUCCUCCACCCUCUCACCCAGCGCCCUCAUCCCCGUUUCACCGUCACUCUCUCCCCUCUCCAUCACCACUCCCAUCAGGACACCAGAACCAUUACCAACCAGAGGAGGACUACAGCCCACUUUGAACAACUGUAAAAAUAAUAU